Austrofundulus limnaeus is the source of this 6423-nucleotide messenger RNA. RefSeq names its product extracellular leucine-rich repeat and fibronectin type III domain containing 1a (gene elfn1a). Gene Ontology annotation, cellular component: plasma membrane. Gene Ontology annotation, molecular function: protein binding. Bases 1183 to 3549 code for a protein of 788 amino acids. The record is from RefSeq and is a predicted model, not a curated record. The transcript has 3 exons. Lineage: Eukaryota; Metazoa; Chordata; Actinopteri; Cyprinodontiformes; Rivulidae.
AAACAAACGGAAAAGUUUCAUACAGGAAGCUGUUCAAGCUUCAUGUGACGUCGCUGGCGUUAGGUUGCGUUUCUCUCCCACUCUCCAACCGUCUUUAUUAACUUGAAACUGUUGAGUGCUCGUGCCAGAACCGGGUUAUCGUCGRGCUCUCCUUCCCGCUCCUCCUUUUAUUUCAGCUGCAGAUGCACAACCCUCCCGGCAUCCGUCUGCGAGCAGCCAGCCACCAUUUAUAGCCUGGCGGUGACACGCAAUCUUAUUAUGAGAUUUAAACUUUGCCUCUGCUAGUCUGGAGGAUCAACAGCACGCGCGCUCCUCUCGCAGGCACCCCUCCACCCCACCCCAACCGAUACUGGGAUAUCUGCGCCUCAGAGAGUGGGUGGACGCCGGUGUGACAGAAACGAAAAAGAAAAAAAAAAACCCGAUCGGGGCUCCAAGUCUCUCCAGAACACAUAGAGGCGAGCAGAGAGAGGAGCUCAGCCCCCGAAUUAAAUCACUCAGCGCUCAGUGGAUCUCUGAGUCUCCCCCUGACGCAGGCAGACGCUGCAGCCUCGACUUCAGCACCGAAAACAGAACAUUUGGAUUCUCUUUUCACAUUUAUUUUGUUUAGCRUCUGCUCUGUUUUGUUUACAUACAAAAAAGAAAAAACAAACAAACAAACGUGUUGAUCGUGGUGAGAUAAGCUGGCCGAUCUGUGGGCGGAAAGAUUCUCUUCCUGCAGCCAUUAAGCAGAGCUCAACGGGAGAAAUCACGGAGGAUCUGGAUUGCCGGAGGGCCACCAGAGAUGGUUUCCCACACCCAGGGUUUCACCGUAGAUUACAGCAGUUAUUCAUCCGUGCACAUGAGAAAGGCACAAGAAGGGGAGCACUGAAGAUGGAACGAUUUCAUAAUGAUCGUGUGUGAGGUGGAAAAAAAGCACAAGCCAAGCUAAGGUGAUGAAAGUUCCCAAGUUUACUGCUGACGAAUCUCAUUGAAAGAGUUUGCAGGAAGAUACCAGUUAUUUAUCUGAUUGGUACAUGGGGACAAUAUGCAUCGUCAUUCAUCCAUCGAUAAAGAGAAGACAAAUAAAAGCAUCGGUUCUGGCACUGAGAACAGUUAAACAGCCAGCUGAUUCAGAAAAAGGAUUGUAUCAAGGUACUGAAACAACAGUGGGAUCACCCUCCUUUUAUUUGUUUGACCCUGCACAUGACUCUCAGAGAAGGACUAAUGGCCUGCAGCUCAGGCAUGGUGAUGAGCGCCAUGUUUUGGUCUGUGACCAUUGUAUACUUGACUCACAUCGGCAGAGUUAGUGGGGACUGCUGGUUAAUUGAAGGUGAAAAGGGCUUUGUAUGGCUUGCAAUUUGCAGCCAAAACCAACCACCCUUUGAGGCCAUCCCACAGCAUAUCAACAACACCAUUGUGGACCUUCGUCUGAAUGAAAACAAAAUCAAAAGCAUUCAUUAUUCUUCCCUCAGUCGCUUUGCCAACUUGACCUACCUGAACCUGACCAAGAAUGAAAUAUCUUACAUCGAGGAUGGGGCCUUUUCUGCUCAGUUUAACUUGCAAGUCCUUCAAAUGGGCUUCAACAGGUUACGGAACCUGACAGAGGGGAUCCUUCGGGGUUUAGGAAAGCUGCAGUACCUCUACCUCCAGGCAAACCUGAUUGAAACUGUGACACCUAAUGCCUUUUGGGAAUGCCCCAACAUAGAAAACAUUGAUCUGUCCAUAAACCGAAUACAGCAGUUAGAUGGGUCCACAUUCACCAGUUUAACUAAACUUUCUACCUGCGAGCUCUACACCAACCCAUUCAACUGCUCGUGUGAGUUGCUGGGAUUCGUGAAAUGGCUGUCAACCUUCCCGAACCGAACAAACGAGCGGAUGGUGUGUGACUCUCCACGUGGUGUUGCAGGUUAUAGCCUACUGAGCCAGAAUCCUAACAAUCCAACAUAUCGAAAUGCACUUCAUAUGCUAACUACUGUGUGUACCGAUGACUAUGUGACACCAUUCAUCUCUGUGAGCACUGAAUCUACAAUAAUACCACCUGACUCAACGCUUUGUGGGUUGGACGAUUGUCCUUCAGGCACAGAACCAGAGGAUAUUACAGUGAGUACAACUGAAAACGAGGUGCAAGGAAACCCUCUAAUGAAAGUGAAGCAAGUAACGAACACGGGUGCCACUAUUACUGUUCAGAUCCCUCAUCCUUACAAGAAAAUGUACAUUUUGGUUCUUUACAAUAACAGCUUUUUCACAGAUAUUCGAAACCUUAAAGAUACAAAAGAGGACGUUGAACUAAAGAACCUUAAACCCCACACCAACUACACAUACUGUGUGGCUUCGAUUCGUAAUUCUCUUAGACACAACCAUACUUGUCUUACAAUCUURACUGGACCUUGGAAUGGAAAAGAACGAGUUGUAAACAAUGCAACUGCCACUCAUUACAUUAUGACGAUUUUAGGUUGCCUCUUUAGCAUGGUUAUAUUUCUGGGGAUUGUUUACUACUGCUUGCGAAGAAAGCGGCAACAAGAUGAAAAGCAAAAAAAGGCGGGCAGUCUGAAAAAAAACAUAAUGGAACUAAAAUACGGACAAGAACUAGAGGGUGGGACUAUUUCUCAGAUGUCACAAAAGCAGCUGUUGGCUGGAGAGAGCAUGGCUCGUAUGCCGUACUUACCAUCUGCGAGUGAAAUGGAGCAGUACAAAUUCCAGGAGAUAAGCAAUACUCCCAAAAUGAUUAAGGGAAGUUACAUGGAUGUUCGAAGCAUGGACCAUCAUGAGCGCAGGGAGUGUGAAAUGGGAAUGGCAGGAAACAGUCAAGGGUCGGUGGCAGAGAUUUCCACGAUCGCAAAAGAAGUUGAUAAAGUUAAUCAGAUAAUUAACAACUGCAUAGAUGCUCUUAAGUCAGAAUCCACCUCUUUUCAAGGGGUUAAAUCUGGAGCCGUGUCCACUGCAGAGCCCCAGCUUGUCUUAAUAUCAGAGCACCCCCAGGGUAAAUCCAGCCUUCUUUCUCCAGUGUACAAAGACAGCUACCAUCACUCUCUGCAGAGGCAUCGGAGCUCAGAUGUCUCGCCAAAGAGGCCCAGCACUGCCACAGGAGGGCCCAUGAGAAGCCCCAGGCCUUACCGCUCUGAAUCCAAGUACAUAGAAAAAACCUCCCCUACUGGUGAGAGCAUCAUCACCGUAACACCUGCUGCUGCUAUCCUGAGGGCUGAGGCGGAGAAGAUCCGUCAGUACAGUGACCACCGGCACUCGUAUCCCGACGCUCAAAUUGAGGAGCUAGAAGGACCCGACAGCCACAAAUUGUUGGAGCCGCUCACUCACUCCCGCUCCAGAGACUUAGCGUAUUCCCAAAUGUCCUCUCAGUAUCACAAUUUAAGCUACUCCUCUAGUCCCGAGUACUAUUGCAAACCUUCACACAGCAUCUGGGAGCGACUCAAACUGCACCGGAAACGGCAUAAAGAUGAGGAGUACAUGGCUGCGGGACAUGCCCUGCGUAAGAAAGUUCAGUUUGCAAAGGAUGAGGACCUGCAUGACAUUUUAGACUACUGGAAAGGCGUUUCAUCCCAACAUAAAUCAUAACCCAUCUAGGCAUUUUUAAAAUGAACCUUACGUUGACAAAAUGACACAAGAACCUUGUCUUACAACAGAAACGUGGACUACUUCAGUAUUAUAAUCAACUAUUCACUCGUGUAUUACAAUCUCUGUUGACUGUGAGGAAAACAGGAGGAAAUUCUUUAAAUUUGUCAUAUUAUGUAAAACAUUCAUCUGGAAAAAAUGUAUUGCAAAUUAAUUAUAUAAAUAUACAUAUAUAUAUAGAUCUAUGUUACAAUGGAUAUUAGGUUUUUGGGUAUCGCAUGGCCAAGUCCUGUGAGAGUGGAUUUGCUGUUGUGUAAUUUGAAACUACUAUAUAAAGAUACUGAAACCUCAAUAUUUUUUGAAGAACUAUCUGGGCCCAUGCAAAUAGAAUAUUUUUGUCUUCCCUUCUUGCAUAUAUUUAAUUGAAAAARGUGUACAGGUAUGGGUUUCUAUAUUUGCAAUGUUUGCUGUGUAAAUGUCAAAGUAUUAGUGGAAGAAUCAGGUUUAUCAAACGGAAUACUGUUUAUUGAGAUUAUCUUGGUUACUGAAGAAGAGUGAGCCCUUKUUUACAGCUGUCUGAACUUUUGACGAUUUUGCCAUCAGUUUGUUUUUUAAAUAUUUUUUUUUACUUUUACACAAUUCAGAUGGAUUCACUUUUAUUAUUUUUUAUUAAACUGUGCAGUUUUGAGUGUCCUGACAUACUUUCUUCAAGCUAAAAUGCAGUGUCGAUUAUGCCAUGGUGAUCGUUUUUGUUUUCUGAUUCGUAAACCACUAUUUGCGUUUUUAGAACCAAAGUAGAACACGCUGAAAUGUUUACAAUAAUCCUGCACGGUUUAGGGAUUAUACAAAAUUUACAUUUAAGUACAUAUACAUUUUUAUUGAUUAGUUUAUCGGUUAUUCCCUCAGAAGAGAAAACUGGAAAACAGUACCCACAAACAAGAUACUGUACUGAACAAACAAAAGCUGACUAAAAACCACCUUUUCAUUGUGAAGGCAGCUGCACUUUAUCUUGUUGUUUAAGUACACAGAAAGCUGCAGCUUGCAGGUGAGCCCGAUAGAUGAAUGUAACAAAUAUAAAUUCUGUCUAAGGCAGCUUUUCUCUACAUUUUCCAUGACAUUUUUCUUUCAUGCUAUUAAUAACUUUGGUUCUGUUUUUCAGAUGCUUCAAUAUUUCUUCCAAUGUGCUACAUCACAUUACGUGUGAUCGAACAAAUGGAAGAAAGUAGUUUGUUAUUCAGAUGGGCCUUGCUGCUUGCUGAGUGGUUUAAUGUGAUUUUUAUCUGCUUAGGCUGCUAAAGCAUUUUGUAUAUUAAGAAAGCCAAGUACAUGGCAAACAUCAACAUUUUAGAGUCAGAUUUACGAAUGUGAAACUGAAUCUUCUGACUUACUGGCUGUGAAUUUGUAUAUAAUGAUUCUUUUUCGCUUUUUUUCUGAGUAAAAACAAGAUUUAAAGUGUUUUUUUGUAAGAUGUUUAUAUAUUUUGUUCCAAUCGGGCUCAUAAUGAUUCAUCACACAAUUCUGAAAAACUGACAUGUAUCUGAUUUGAAUCUAAUGGGAAACCAUUAGAUGAACUUUUACACUGCUGAAAUUUUUUUAUGAGAGUUGGUUUUWUCAGUUCAUCAGUGUGGACUCCUUACAGAACAGAUUAUUGCACAUUUUUUACACAGUACAUCAAAGAAAGAAAACAUAAUUUAAACAUAGCACUAGUUUAUUUUAUUGAACCAAGUGGUAAAAUCAGACCUAAAUUAAAUCUUUUCAUAUACCUCCAUUUUUAUUUAGACUUCAWCAGAAGAAACUUUACUGUGUUUUUACCUUUCUGUGAUGAGAAAACGACCUUUUUUAAAAACACUUUCCCAAGAAGAGGUUUUGAAAGUUUUGUUAUGGAUAUUUCUGUGUGGAAUUUUCAAACAUAAUGACAUUACCUUCACCAAAUUGGUUCUUUUAUUGUUCUGUAUAAAAAGAAAUAUAUAUAUAUAAAAUUUAUCCAGAAAUUGUUUCUGGUUGUCACCAAAUUGUGUAAUAUCUCCAGAUAACAUACCAGCUAAAAUAUUUUUUUCAGGGUUUUCUUCUGUGAGAUGGGAGAAGCAAUAGUUCCUGUUUUUUUUUUUUUUAUAGAUCCAUCAGAUCUUUUAACUCAGCUGCUGAAGGAGUACCAUUAGGUUGCAGUAGUUUCCAUGAUUUACAAUUAUAGUGGAUUUUUACCCUUCCAAGAAUAAAACCAUUACAGUACAGUAAAAAUAUGUAAUUAAAGUGAGUCUGGAAUUUAAUACAGUUCUGGGAAAUUACAUAUUUUUAUUCUGAGUGUUUACUAAAUGRGCAARUGYUGCAUUUCAUUAUUUUUYUUUCCCAAAAUGAUUUCAUCUCAUGUAACAGUGUCACAGCAUUGUUAUAAUAUUUUAAUGAGAGAUGAAGCAUUUAUGAGCCUGAUGUGAAUGUCUUAUGUAAGCACCUUGUUAAGUAUUAACUGGGUUUUCUGACUCAGUAUUUCAACCGCCUUAAAUUUUUUGGGAUUUGGGUAAAAAAAGUGUAAAGUUUUCUUUUACUUGUUGAAAAUGUUGUUCAUUAUCCAUUUAUUAUUUUUGUAAAGACGUUUCAAUAUCUUCUGAGAGCUGUCCAGGUUCUAGUUUAUUUAGCUUUUUAGAACCAUGUUUUUUAUACUGCAUAUUGUAGCACUUCUGUGUCGAAUUAGAAGUUUGGGUGUCGGGAAACCAUUUUAGAGGGAUCAACACGUUGUUGUUUGAGUGCAUCAGAACAAACAAGAGCACAAAAUGUUUGUGUUUUUUAUUAUCAUUUUCAAUUCUUAAUACUAUGUUAUCUGCUUUCAGACAAAGUACUGUGAAAUAAAGUCAAGGGUGCAAAUACAGCCUAAAACCAGUA